Messenger RNA from Naegleria lovaniensis, 1386 nucleotides. RefSeq lists its product as uncharacterized. Lineage: Eukaryota; Heterolobosea; Eutetramitea; Acrasida; Naegleriidae. The coding region runs from base 1 to 1386 and encodes 461 amino acids. The record is from RefSeq and is a predicted model, not a curated record. The transcript is spliced from 6 exons. Gene Ontology annotation, molecular function: protein binding.
AUGCGAGAUAAAGCUCGAAUGAUGGAUCAAUUGACGGAACUGAACAAUAAUUUACAAAAUACAGAUAGAGAAGCAGAUUUCUUUUUAAUUGAAAUUGAAAGAAGAGACGCCGAAAUUAAAACCAUGGAUAAUUAUCAGAAAAAGUAUUUAAAAGAGGUCGAUUCCAUAAAAUCAAAAGAUCAAAUUUUGAAUGGACAAAUUAAGCAACUUCAAGCAUCUUUAAUUCACAUGUCAAAUUAUAUUCAAAAAUUAACCUUGGAGUACAAAACUCAAAUGAUGCAUGUUUGUACAGAAUUGGAGCAAGAACAACAGAAACGUUUUAAUUUAGAACAACAAUUAGCAAUGACCAUGUCACUGCAAGAUGCUUCAAAUUCAUCAACAGCACAUAACUACACUUCUGAAAUGUCUAAUUUAUUGCUGGAAAAUUCUAGCAACACGGAAAAGUAUGAGCAUGUACUGAGCCAUAAAGGACAUGACACGUCAAUUCAGUGUGUUUGCUUUGGUUCAGACCCAAAUAUAAUAGCUUCUUCCGAUGAGAGCGGAUGUGUAAAUAUUUGGAAAUUUUCGGAAGAGAACCCAGAAUUAUAUAACGUUGAAAGUUUGCAAGUUUCAUCUCAAUGCAUUACCUCUAUUUGCUUUUCCGAUGAUUGUUCCAAAAUUUUAACAUGCUCAAAAGAUGGAGUUGUUAGAAUUAUUGGAGCUCGAAAAGCUUUUUCAAGUCUCAAAGGACACACUUCUCACAUCACCUGUGCCAUAUUUGUAAAUAGUGACAAUCAAGUAUUUUCUGGGUCUAAAGAUAAGACCAUGAAACUAUGGGAUGUCAUUCAACAAAAGUGUAUCAAAACCUUUCUACCUGGUAGUUGUUGUAACUCAAUGCAAAACAUUACGGAUAGCUUGGUCAUCUCUGGUCAUUUUGACAAGACACUCAAAUACCACGAUUGGAGACAGCAGCAAAAAGUUUGGGAGACACAAACCGAUCACACUGAACCAAUUGUUUCAGUAUCAAUAUCCUAUGACCGUAAUUUUAUUUUAACAAAUUCUCGUGAUAAUACGUUAAAAAUUUUUGACUUGAGAAUGAAUAAGGAGAUACCACCGCAUCAAACCUUGAAAGACCCUCAAUACUUUUGUAGCACAGAAAAUCUUACAAGAGCACACUUUAAACCAUUCUCGUCAACCAUCGUUGCCGUCCCUUCUUGUGUCAACUCAUUCACAGAAAACAGUGCAAAUGGCAUUUUUAUUUUUAACCUUAGUAACACCUCCACAGCGAACCAAGUUCUUUUACACCAAUGCAGAGUGAAUGACAUUUCUUUCUCUCCCAAUGGUUCUGCAAUAGUAGCUGCUUGUACGAGUGGAAAUUUAGAAAUCUACAAACAAACAUCCAUGUAG